Alternaria incomplexa is the source of this 831-nucleotide messenger RNA. RefSeq lists its product as uncharacterized. Lineage: Eukaryota; Fungi; Ascomycota; Dothideomycetes; Pleosporales; Pleosporaceae. Bases 1 to 831 code for a protein of 276 amino acids. The transcript has a single exon. The record is from RefSeq and is a predicted model, not a curated record.
AUGUCUCUGAAGUUUUUCUCCCUCGCUCUUGCGGCCGUCGCAACUGCGUCGCCAUUCGACUCCAUGGCGAAAGCCACGAACGACGACCCUUACGAGGCAUGCCAGCCGCAAGGAGCGACAGGCACAACUCCACCAGCAGUCGGCACAGAGCUCAGCUCGCUUUAUACCGACAUCCUCUCGUCGAUUCAGGGCAUCUCUUUCGACAAGCGAUCUGUACACGGACGUGCGGACGGUUUCGGGUGCCGUCAGAGCCUAGACUGUGUCAACGUAAAGAACAUCAACAUUCCCAUGUGCUACGACAAGUUCACCACCAACUUCCAGUUCCCAGACGGAUCUUACGGAAAUGUCGCUGCCGGAACCUACAGCUCCGGCGGCACCGAUGUCAACCUCGUCAGCGGAGAUUACACAAAGGACGGCCAGAGCGCCAACAUCUACGCGAACAACGAGGCUGAGAAGCCAAACACUUCGACCCUCUCGGUCCCUGCACAGUACACCGGUACUGGUGUUGGUGGAGCGGUCCCAGUCACAGAACUCGGAAAGGUCAUCGUCUACACAACCACUGUCCCGGCCGUCACAUACUCGGCGCCGACAACUGUCGCGGAGACUGUCGAGACGGCGACUAUUAGUGGAGUAGAGGUCAAGACCACCGUACCCGCUACCACCGUUACGCAAGCCACAACAAUCGCCGCUAAGACCAACGUUGUGACACAAACUCCCGAAGCUUCCGAUGCCUCGCCGCAAUCUACUGGAGCCGCCGGACAGGUGUCUAUCGACACAACAAGAUCCUUUGGAAUGUCGGUGGUCGGUGCUUUGCUAUACGCACUUUUGUAA